AUGGAAUCCAAGGCCACUAUAAAUAAUGUGACUGAGUUUAUUUUCACUGGCCUUUUCCAGGACCCAGGAGUGCAGAGAGUGUGUUUUGUGUUGUUUCUGUGUGUGUACCUUGCCACAGUGGUGGGCAAUGGCCUCAUCGUUAUGACGUUCAGCUUCAGUAAGAGUCUGCAUUCCCCCAUGUACAUCUUCCUCAGCUCUCUGUCCUUGGUGGAAAUCUGUUCCUCCUCUACUGUUGUCCCUAAACUCAUCACUGACUUUCUUGUCAGGAUUAAAACCAUCUCUCUAAAGGGCUGUCUGAGUCAGAUCUUCUUCUUCCACUACUUUGCAGUCGCUGAGAUCCUUUUGCUUGUGGUGAUGGCCUAUGACCGUUAUGUGGCCAUCUGCAAGCCUCUUCAUUACAUGAACAUAAUGAGUCAUCAACUGUGUCACAUGAUGGUAGCUGGGUCCUGGUUGGGAGGCUUUUUUCACUCCAUUAUUCAGGUUCUCAUCACCAUGCAGUUACCCUUCUGUGGUCCAAAUAUGAUUGAUCACUAUUUCUGUGAUCUCCAUCCUUUAUUUAAGCUUGCCUGCUCUGACACCUUUGUGGAAGGGGUUAUUGUGUCUGUCAACAGUGGGUUAAUCUCUGUCUUCCCCCCUCUCCUCUUGGUGUCCUCCUAUGUCAUCAUCCUGGUUAACUUGAGGAACCAUUCUGCUGAGGGAAGGCACAAGGCCCUCUCCACCUGUGCCUCUCACAUCUUGGUUGUCGUCUUAUUUUUUGGACCUGCCACCUUCAUCUACAUGAGACCCUCAUCUUCCUUUACUGGAGACAAACUCGUGGCUGUGUUCUACACAGUCAUCACCCCCAUGCUGAACCCUAUCAUCUACACUCUCAGGAAUGCAGAGGUGAAAAAUGCCAUGGGGAAGUUUUGGGUCAAAAAGGAGAGCUCAGUGGUGGGAAAGUGA
This is a messenger RNA of Castor canadensis (American beaver), 942 nucleotides long. RefSeq names its product olfactory receptor 4B1-like. Gene Ontology annotation, biological process: G protein-coupled receptor signaling pathway. Gene Ontology annotation, molecular function: olfactory receptor activity; G protein-coupled receptor activity. Gene Ontology annotation, cellular component: membrane. NCBI's taxonomy places the organism in Eukaryota, Metazoa, Chordata, Mammalia, Rodentia, Castoridae. The record is from RefSeq and is a predicted model, not a curated record.